ACCACACCUAACGGAGUCGAGUAGGCAGGAAAACCAUUUAAACUCACAACACAACAUGAUGUGUUUCACACAGUGCAUUGGGUGACCGCUGCACUAACAUCUGUAUGAUCCGCUGCGGAGUGAGAGAAAUGCGCGUGUUAACGGUACUCGCCGUUAUAUGUGUCCUGAAGGAGACUGAAGCUUGGGGUUACAAGAAUGGGAUACUGCACAACUCUAUCUGGCUGGAGCAAGCAGCUGGAGUUUACCACCGCGAAUCUCGCAAAGGAAGAUAUCAGCUGACGUAUAAGGAAGCCAAGGCUGUGUGCAGUUUUGAGGGGGGAGAUCUUGCUACGUAUGAUCAACUGGAGGCUGCUCGACAAAUUGGGUUCCAUGUGUGUGCAGCUGGAUGGUUUGACAAAGGACGUGUGGGCUAUCCGAUUGUUAAAGCUGGUGUCAACUGUGGUUUCGGGAAGGUCGGAAUCAUUGAUUACGGAUACCGGCUAAACAAAAGUGAAAAGUGGGAUGUCUACUGCUAUAACCCUGAGGCAAAGGAGUGUGGAGGAGUGCACACAGAUCAGGAGAAGGUUUUAGAUUCUCCUGGUUAUCCAGAAGACUACCAGGAUGAGCAGAUUUGCUACUGGCACAUUCGUGUGCGCUACGGCCAGAGAAUACGCCUGCGAUUCCUAGACUUUGACAUUGAGGAGGAUACAGCUUGCCUCAGUGAUUAUCUGGAGAUCUUUGACAGCUAUGAUGAUGUUUCAGGCUUUGUUGGCAGAUACUGUGGGGAUGAACUUCCGGAGGACUUCAUAAGUACAGGGAACGUCAUGACUCUGAAGUUCCUCUCUGAUUCUUCUGUGACGGCUGGAGGGUUUCAGCUACAGUACGUCGCUGUGAACUCCUCCCAGGAGUGAUCUCCUCUCCUCAUAGCGAGAUCAUGCUGACACCUUCUCUUGACCACUGUUUAAUUCACUAAUCACACUUCUUUUUACAAGUGUAUAUAUUACUUUUUUUUUAGCCACAGUGCAAUUUAAAGCUAAUAAUAAUCAUAAAUGUAUGUGUUGGCAUGUGCACAUUUCAAAAACUCUUAUAAAACAGUUUUCAAAAUUGUAUUUAAUGUUUUACAGUGUUUUAAUGUGAACAACAUUUAACCAAAAUAAUUCAAUUGAAAUCUCUUGGCUUUAAUAGAAAUAAACCCAUUGGAAAUAUA
Messenger RNA from Pimephales promelas (fathead minnow), 1186 nucleotides. RefSeq names its product tumor necrosis factor, alpha-induced protein 6 (gene tnfaip6). Gene Ontology annotation, biological process: cell adhesion; negative regulation of inflammatory response. Gene Ontology annotation, molecular function: hyaluronic acid binding. Lineage: Eukaryota; Metazoa; Chordata; Actinopteri; Cypriniformes; Leuciscidae. The record is from RefSeq and is a predicted model, not a curated record.